Molecule: messenger RNA, 636 nt
Organism: Trichomonas vaginalis G3
Lineage: Eukaryota; Parabasalia; Trichomonadida; Trichomonadidae
Product: RNA polymerase II transcription regulator recruiting protein
Exons: 1
Coding region: 1-636 (211 amino acids)
Source: RefSeq, a predicted model, not a curated record
AUGGAAGCUAUCAAGAAAGGAUUGAAAACAGAUAUUGUUAAAACUCCUCGUCAAAAAUUCACAUCUGAAGAGGAUAAACGCUUAUGCGAACUUGUAACUGUUUAUGGGAAUAAAGCGUGGAAGAAAAUUGCGCAAAUCAUGCAAACGAAAAACACAAGGCAAUGCAGAGAAAGGUACAUCAAUUAUCUUGCUCCAAAUUUAACUAAUGGCCCAUGGACUCAAGAAGAAGAUUAUUCUUUAAUUCAAUUUGCCAGCCAAAUGGGACCACAUUGGUCAAAAAUAGCCAAAAUGUUUCCUACCCGUUCGGAUGUAAACGUUAAGAAUAGAUAUGCUCUUCUUGUAUCAAAAGGAAAAGCUCCACUACUUUCUUCCAAAGAAAUCAAAGUUAACAAGGAUUUUCAGAGCGAGACUAAUAAGGCUAAAACCAAUUUUAUAGAUGAAUUCAUGAGUUCUCCAUUAGAAGAUGAUAUAAUAUUUCCAACUGAUGAUUCCGCUAAUCUUAUGAAUAUUGAUGGAUGGGAUUCAAGUAUGGAUGACAUAGAAUAUUACAGUAAGUAUCCCAAUUCAAUACUAAAGCCCAUGCUAAAUUGUUUUAUAUUUAUAAAUUUGAAUACUUUACAUAAUUUUUUUGAAUGA